Messenger RNA from Mangifera indica (mango), 2114 nucleotides. RefSeq lists its product as uncharacterized. The coding region runs from base 220 to 1818 and encodes 532 amino acids. Lineage: Eukaryota; Viridiplantae; Streptophyta; Magnoliopsida; Sapindales; Anacardiaceae. The record is from RefSeq and is a predicted model, not a curated record. The transcript has 6 exons.
CUCUGGCUUUCUUUAGGUUUAUAUUUAACGUUAACUUCCAUUCUUGUCUUGCUCUCUCUCGCUUUCUUUUUUCCUUUCUCACUCUCAGCCGCCUGCCUGCCUUCCCUCUUCAUUUCCCAUCUUUAACUUCCCAUUUCCUUAUCUGGGCUAGUUAUAAUGGAAUUUCAUUUUGAGUGUUACUGAUAAUUAAAAUGAAUUGAGUUUCGUUGACAUUGUGGCAUGGCCCCUGAUCAACCAUUGAUGGAUAUCAAUCCAGACAGUGAACCACAGUAUACUACACCAGUUGAACCUGAAAAGGAAAGCAAGUGCAUCUUGGCAAACUCCAAUGGGAAGGGUUUAAGCUACAUGGAUGAUUGUGCGGAAAUCAAAACUGGGAGGGAAACUCUGUUGAAUGGAGAAAUCACAGUUCCGGAAGUCCCUGAGGAGAUGGAGAUUGAUGUAAUUAAGUGUACAUCUAUUGGUGAAACUAGAUUGGUUGAAGCUGAUGAUCCUGAUGCAACUGAGUAUUCAAGCUCAUUUGGCAACAGUGAAUCUGAUGCUGAAAGGUGCUCUGGAUUGAGUGAAGCUGAAGUGGAAUCACAGUAUUUUGAUGACAGUGGUUUGGGAUCCUCUUAUGAUUCAUUUAGUAGCAUGUUUCCAGUAAGGAAGAAGAAGUUGACAAAUCAUUGGAGGAACUUUAUACGUCCUAUUAUGUGGCGUUGCAAGUGGGUGGAGCUGAAAAUUAAGGAGAUUGAGUCUCAAGCAUUGAAAUAUGCUAGAGAACUUGCCUUAUAUGACCAGAGAAAAUUCUCAAGAAUCAACCAAGAUUCAUUAGAAGGGUUUGGGUCAAAGUCUUUGCCAUAUUCUAGUCAAUGCUACGGAAAAAAGCCCAUGAAGAGGAGGAGAAGAAAAAGAGUUGAAGACACAACAGAGUUAAUGUCAUACAUUUCACGUCAUAACCUUUUUUCCUAUCUUGAAAGCAAGAAGGCCAAUCUCGACUGCAAUUCUAUGGCAGAUGAUUUUGGCAGCGCAGCAAUUAUGGACCAUCAAGCUGAUUGCAUAGUAAAAUUUGGUGGUAAUGAUGAUCACUUAUUUUUCAAGUUUAAAGACAGUGACAACUCCUUAGACCAGGUCCUUUGGAAAAUCGAAUUAGUGCACUCUCGUGUUCACAAACUGAAGAGUCAACUUGACAAGAUCAUGUCCAAAAAUGCCUCAAAGUUCUCUUCAUCUGAGAAUUUGAGCCUUCUUGUACCCUGUGAGGCACAGACGAGCUCUGCUCCGAGUCCUACAUUUUCAGCUGGCAAUGCGGACACAACAUCAGUGGGAGCAAUAUGUAAUCUGACUCAGCAUCUUUUAGAAUAUGAUCUUGGAGAGCUUGUCAUGCAUGAAAGUGCUAUUUCAAGUUAUGCAGAGACUGUUCAUGUUCCUGAUAUAAUUGAAAGCACAGUUGGACUGUUGUCUGCCGCUGACGUUACUUUCCAUCAGCCACAGAUUGGAGAUUCGUGCGAAGAUAUUUUGGAUAACAUUCUGCUACAAACUGAUGGAGCCGAAGGAGAUUGCCACACCUUCUUAAGAACAAGCAAUCAAUCCAUUGAUAAGCAUCAUGAACCGGAGAAAGGAGAAGGAGAAGGAGAAGGAGAAAGCACCAAUCCUUCUAAGGUCCCCACCUCAGACGAUCCCGUAGCAAAAUCUGCAGCUUCUCAGGACCAAUCAACUCUAAAGUCGUGUUUAGCCUUGGAUUUCCAGUUUCCUCGGAACAAGAGAAAGAGAGGGGAACGCAAGGCUGGUCCUGGGAUUAGUUGGAACCGGAAAGGCGCCAGUGAGCCUGAUAGCCUGUGAGUUUUAUGACAUUUUUCCAUUUCCCAUCUUUAACCAUUUCACUUAGUUGAUUUAGUAAGAUGAUAUUAAUGUAGUUCAUGCUCAUGGCAACUAGAUUUUCUUGGUCUUAUUAAUGGAGAGACUGGUUGUUAGUGUAGCUCUGAUGAUCUAAUAGGGUCGUGCCUAGAGCAGGCGCAUUGAAUCAAGGUUUAGUUAGUAUUCUUAUGUCAUGGACACUGAUGACUUCUGUAAGCACAAGUUAUGUUGCUUUUGUGUCUUGUAAAGAAAUUUAUUUCUCAGCAAUUAAACUUUUCUCA